GUGAAGGGAAGGGAAGGAGGCGGAACCACAUCCGGGUCAGGGGGCGCGGCCUGGCCGGAAGUGAACAGGCGCCGCCAUGGCCUCUGGGGGCGAAGUGUCUGCACUGGUCCUAGUGGCUAUUCUGUGGGGAGGGACAAACCCAUUUUUGAAGACCGGGACAGAGGGAAUGGAGAAGGUGAAGCAAAGGAACCGAGUGCUGCAGCUGCUUGCAGAGAUGAAAUUCCUGUGCCUCAAUUAUAAGUACAUGGUGCCAUUUCUGUUUAAUCAGUGUGGAUCAAUAAUCUACUAUCUCACAUUGGCAUCCACAGACCUGUCCCUGGCGGUGCCCCUCUGUAACUCUCUGGCUUUGAUAGUCACAGUCGUAACUGGGAAGAUUCUUGGGGAAGACAUUGGUGGUAAAAGUAAGUCAUACUUCAGUGCAAUGCUUUUAUAUAUGUGCUCCGCACACAGCUUGGCAUUCAGCACCAUACCUUGAACAUCUAGAUUACCAUUGUUUGGUGGGAGGUCUGGCUAGAUCAUGUAUUUCUGGGGGCAAGAUGUGUGGUUAGUUAAAUAGUUCAUCUUAUCAUAGUUGGGGAUGGAUUUAUUAAGGACCCCUCCCCUAGAUGUGUACAGAGUGAUGAUCUGGUUCAUCCUACCUUCUCAUGGAUGGAUAUAAGAUAGCACUAGUCUGUGUGUGAUCAUCAGUUGCUGUUGUCUCAGAGAGGGAUUUGAAACUAGGUUUUGGACAACUCUACUCUGUUAGUAGUAACUUAAUAUUUUUACAUUAAGGAGCUACACUGUGGGUAAGCUGCAGAAGGUAAGAAUGUUGUCCUGGUGAGGGAAGAAACCAAGCAAAUUGAAAGCGUGAUGGCAUUUUGUUCCAAUAACAGCUUAUUCAGCUUUCUAGGAUCAUCGUUGAGAGAGGGUGAAAUCUGUAGAUUUAGAGCCAUCCUGUACACUUCAAGUCAAUGGAAGUUAAGGGUACGCGUACCUCAGGUUCAGGCCUUUACACAAUAAAGACACGUGAGCAGAACAGAACUGGUGAACACCCCUCUAGGCCAAGAAAGAUGUUCUAUAAAAACCUAAAAUACCAAUGAAGAUUCUUCUUCCUCACCCCCUCCCUCAGUCCACUGUCUGACACUAGAUAACUUCAUAAAAUGGCUGCACGUUUGAGACUGUUUGUAACUGACUGGGAUGAAGUCCAGCUCCAUAGGCCCAUGCUAAUAACUACAUUUGUCUUUAAACACAGCUAUUGUUAGUACAGUGUUAACAAGGUUUCCCUGACUCGAGCAAACAAGGACUAUUUUCCUAAGAACUAUGCUCUAGAGCUAUGUUGUCCGUGGUAGUUUUAUAAUAUAGUUAAUAGUUUAAAAAAAUAAAUCUCUGCACAGACAUGAGGAAAAGUGUCUUAGAACCUGCUAUUAACAACACUGCUGAAAUUCAUCUGGAACUAGCAUGUUUCUGAUCCUCUCUAUCUAGCCAGUCAGACCACAUCAUCACUGUAGCAUUUGAAUAGAGGACAAGGCCUAACUGAUUAGUGGUGAGUGCUCAUGAUUCCUCCCAUUUUUGUAUGUCCUGUCU
Messenger RNA from Malaclemys terrapin pileata, 1563 nucleotides. RefSeq names its product transmembrane protein 234 (gene TMEM234). The coding region runs from base 77 to 475 and encodes 132 amino acids. The record is from RefSeq and is a predicted model, not a curated record. The transcript is spliced from 4 exons. NCBI's taxonomy places the organism in Eukaryota, Metazoa, Chordata, Testudines, Emydidae.